GGUGAAGGCUAUCGUACCGUCCCCCUUUCUGGACAUGUAGGAUUUGACAGUUUGCCUGACCAGCUGGUUAAUAAGUCAGUUAAUCAUGGUUUUUGUUUCAACAUCCUGUGUGUGGGGGAAACUGGCCUUGGUAAGUCCACACUCAUGGACACACUUUUUAACACCAAGUUUGAAGGUGACCCAGCCUCUCACUCACAGCCUGGGGUCCAGCUGAAAUCUAAUACCUAUGACCUGCAGGAGAGCAAUGUCAACCUCAAACUGACUAUUGUGAGCACAGUUGGCUUCGGGGAUCAGAUCAACAAAGAGGACAGCUAUAAGCCCAUCGUCGAGUUCAUUGAUGCUCAGUUUGAAGCCUAUUUGCAAGAAGAACUGAAGAUAAAGAGGGUCUUGCACAACUACCACGACACCCGAAUCCAUGCUUGUUUGUACUUCAUUGCUCCGACAGGCCACUCACUGAAAUCCCUGGACUUGGUAACAAUGAAGAAGCUUGACAGCAAGGUCAACAUCAUUCCCAUCAUUGCCAAAUCGGAUGCCAUUUCCAAGAGUGAGCUGACCAAAUUUAAAAUCAAAAUCACAAGUGAACUGGUCAGUAACGGUGUUCAGAUCUACCAGUUCCCAACAGAUGAUGAAUCGGUGGCAGAGAUAAAUGGGACAAUGAAUGCCCACUUGCCAUUUGCGGUGAUCGGCAGCACGGAGGAGCUGAAAAUAGGAAACAAAAUGAUGAAAGCUCGUCAGUACCCCUGGGGCACAGUGCAGGUGGAGAAUGAGGCUCACUGUGACUUUGUGAAACUGCGCGAGAUGCUGAUCCGUGUGAACAUGGAAGACCUUCGUGAACAGACCCACACGCGCCACUAUGAGCUGUACAGGCGAUGUAAACUGGAAGAGAUGGGUUUCAAGGACACCGAUCCAGACAGCAAGCCCUUCAGCUUACAGGAAACUUAUGAGGCUAAAAGAAAUGAGUUUCUGGGGGAACUGCAGAAAAAGGAAGAGGCGAUGAGGCAAAUGUUUGUCCAGAGGGUCAAGGAAAAAGAAGCGGAGCUGAAGGAAGCUGAAAAAGAGCUGCAUGAAAAGUUUGAUCGUCUAAAGAAGUUACAUCAGGAUGAAAAAAAGAAACUAGAGGACAAGAAGAAGUCUCUGGAUGAUGAAGUAAAUGCAUUUAAACAAAGGAAGACCGCAGCUGAAUUGCUUCAAUCUCAGGCUCAGCAGGCUGGAGGAUCGCAAACUCUUAAAAGAGAUAAGGAGAGAAAAAAUAACCCAUGGCUCUGUACUGAGUAAUUACCCCUGAAUACAAUGGGCUGGAAUGGACCUUCAUUUACUUGUUAAAUCGGAGGGUCUAAUAAAACGUGACAGCAUUUCAGCUGUGACCUUUCCAUGGUGUUACCCUUGCUCUGUCCUAUCCUAUAUUCUCAUUGUAAAUCUGUCUUUACUAUGUACUGGUGGUUAUUGCUUUUGUUAAACAAUGUAAAAUAAGUCCGUGGUGAGGUUUUGGACGCUGCAACUUUAAAUCUAUUUUUUUUCCCCACAAUUAAUGGACUCCCCUUUCUCCUGGCCCCUCUCCACCCAGAUAAAUAAGGGAUGUGGAAAUAAGUUCUGUGAGUUAUUUUUGCUGGCAAAAUAACAAUGCAGUUUAAAUGUAUUUAUUGGUGACGUUAAGAUGACAACACCACCUUAGUUUAAUUAUGGCAUAGUUGAGAGAUUAAAAACUCUUUUCUCUUUAUACUUGGUGUCAUUUUGUGACAUCAUCUAUCUUUUUUUUAAUUUGCUUUUUUUUUUUCCUUUUGCUAAUUCAUGCCACCUGAAAAUCAGCAUGUAAUACUCAUUGCCAUUUCAGACUUGCUUGUUGUGGCCCUGAUGCUUCAGCUGCACUGUGCGCGGGCUAAGCUGUCCCUAGGUGGAGGAAUCCGCGUGUCCUGACCCUGCAGAAAGGUCGGGAUGUCCUGGCAUAGUUUCAACAAAGCCUCCUCACGUCUUAGGUUUUUUGGAGGAUGAGCACACCUCAGACCUAGCCAUGAGAGGUAAUGCAGUUUUUAGUGCAGGCUGUUGCUUAGCCUGUUACCCAGAGAGGUAGUCUGGAUGAUGCUCCAACCUCAUGAACAACUUCUCCCCUCUUCCCUAUCUGCAAACCAAUACCCUGUCGGACACAGGCGGGCUGCGGUGAUCAGCCAAGCUCUGACCACCAGAGCAUUUAUCGUGAGUUCAGGACAAUGUUUCGCAGUCAGGUGAGCUUGUCAUUGCCUUGCAAAAUCUGAUAUCCAGGGACGUGUUAUUUGAGCCAGCUUCCUGGCCCAUGUCUGCUGGUAAAUUUUUGCUUUAAACCCUCUACUUCUGAAGUAUUUUCAUUUGCACAGAUAGAGGGCGUUCAAAUCAUCUUGGAUCAGUGCUACCAAAUGAAAAGUUUGUAUUCAGUGAUACACAUUGUAACAUAAAUAAAGAGCCAAGUUUAAAACAGUUCUCAAAACUUUUGGGGUCGGUGCACACCGCGGUUGGUCGCGGGGGCUCUCACAGGAGCAGCAAGCCGCUCGCAGUAACCCCGGCUCAGACGGAGGUGUGGCCCCCAUGUGCGGCAAUCAGCAGUUAGAGCUCUUGAUUGCAGUGUAUUUAUAUUAUCUCAGGUAUCCUGUUUCACUGUAAAUUCACUUUUAUUUCCCCUAAAAUGCUUUGGCUCUUUUUUUUUUUAAAGCGAGUUAAAAUAACUCCAGUAUUUACUUCUUUUGUUACUGUUGACGGCAGGCCUGCUCCCAAAACCAGUCAAUAUCAUUUUGUUAGCGUUUUCUAGGUUAUCUGUUAAAAAGAGCAUUUAAUCUGGCUUUUGUUUCCCAUGCUGCAGGUCACUGGCUGGCUUUCUUGACCAUUUGCCUUAUUAGAAUGUUAUUAGAAGUUUUUUGUGUUUUUUUUUUUAAAGAAAGGUUUGACUUGUGUGAUUUCCUUGAAGUCCUAGGCACCACAAGAUGCACAGCCUCAUACAGGAGGUUCCAUCUCUCCUCUGUCAGCUGUUUUCAUGUUGCAUCUCCUUUUUCCUGCUUUUUGAAUGUCUUUCUCUGUUUUGAUAAUCUUCUGGUUUUUUCUCUUUUUUUCCCCU
This is a messenger RNA of Struthio camelus australis, 3079 nucleotides long. Lineage: Eukaryota; Metazoa; Chordata; Aves; Struthioniformes; Struthionidae. The record is from RefSeq and is a predicted model, not a curated record.